CAUAUAUAUCCAUUCUCUUUCUUUUCUACUUUUUCUAUCUUUCCUGUUUUCGCCUCUGUUUUUUUCUACCUACACAUAAUGGAGAGCCCUCUGAAAACACAGAAGCAUCACUUUGGAGUACAGGUUCUCUUGAGAACUGUGGCGAUUGGAACAACAAUGGCAGCCAUAUGGUUGAUGAUGACCAGCAAGGAAAUUGCUAUUGUUUUUGGGUUGUCAUUUGAGGCAAAAUACAGCUAUAUGCCUGCUUUCAAGUUUUAUGCUUGUGCAAAUGGCAUUGCAUGCGCCUUCAUCGCAGCAUCCUUGUUGUUAUUCUUCAUCUUUGGUCGUAUAGGAUUAUCCCCAACUUGUUUCUUCAUCUUGUUCCUCCAUGAUCUGUUCACGAUGUUGCUGGUGCUUUCAAGUAUUUCUGCCGCAACUGCAGUCGGGUUGGUGGGUCGCAAUGGAAACAGCCACGCCGGAUGGAUGCCAAUCUGUGAUAAUCUGACCAAGUUCUGCUUCAGGGUGACGCUUUCCACUGUCUUUGGUUGCAUUUCAUUCAUUUUGUUGCUGGUUCUGACGAUCAUGGCUGCAAACAAAUAUAGACAAAUUUCUGUUUAGAAGGAAAUUAGGAAAAUGAAGAAGAAUAAGAAGAAAUGAUCGAUGAUGAUGCAGAUUGUGCAACGUGUAUGUGUGUCUCCGUCGUAAAGUCAGUGGCAGUUUUUGGAUUCCUUGCAGUAAUUCUUACAACAAAUUCUCAGAAUCGGAAGAAUUCAUCGUUAUGAUUUUCAAAUGAAUACAUGUUGUGAGGAUUUAAAUGAUAAAUUUUACAUAGAACCGUCAAAAUAGAUUUGUUGUAUUCUCAGUGUUUGAUUCUGUAAUGGUAAAUUAAUUAGAAAAAAAAGAGUGUUUUUUA
Molecule: messenger RNA, 892 nt
Organism: Rubroshorea leprosula
Lineage: Eukaryota; Viridiplantae; Streptophyta; Magnoliopsida; Malvales; Dipterocarpaceae
Source: the annotation of a GenBank genome assembly